This is a messenger RNA of Caenorhabditis remanei, 1248 nucleotides long. RefSeq lists its product as uncharacterized. The transcript has 4 exons. Bases 1 to 1248 code for a protein of 415 amino acids. The record is from RefSeq and is a predicted model, not a curated record. Lineage: Eukaryota; Metazoa; Nematoda; Chromadorea; Rhabditida; Rhabditidae. Gene Ontology annotation, cellular component: nucleus.
AUGUCAUUGCAACGGAUUCAAGUGAAGACCAAGCCAGCACCAUUAUUCAUCUGGCAACAACCUCCUCGUCUACCUCUUCCUGAAUUACCACAAAGGGAUCCGAGUCGUCAGCUUUCGUUUUCACAGUAUGUGAGAAUUGAACACAAUUCGGAUAUUGUAAUCCAAGACUGGCACCAAAGCGAAUUGAAUAGAGGUCGCGACAAAGAAAUGAUCAAACUGGUCAUUUUGGAUAUCAUAUCAACAAUGCCAAAACUUCUCCCACAAUACGGCCAAGGCAAGCAUCGGUUAUAUGCCCAUGUUGCCAUUGAUGUUUACAAGCGCACUGGUUGUUAUUUGAGCUCCAAGGCAGUCUCGACCUGUUUUCGAAUGGAGAAGGAGAAUUUGCGCCGCAAAUUGAAAAAAUUGGUCAAAAGAAAAAUGCUCUCCGUUGAGAAAGUAGAGGAUAAGCUCUGGAAAGAGUAUCCAAACUACGGCUCAAUUCGUUUCUUCAGAGCAGAGACGUGGAAAUGGGAAACCAAGACCCGAAAAAACGCCACUGUGGACAAAAAGGGAGAACCCAUAAUUUUUGACGUCUCUGAUGAUGAAGAGGAAGUAGAAGACAUCAGGGAUGAUGAAACGGUUGUUGGUGAUAUCACAGAAGAUACUUUCGACAACGAUGAGAUUGGUUUUGAGCCUGCCGUUGACAUCACCAACCAGAGCUCCGAUGUUCACGCAGAUGAUGAGCAAGAACCAGUCGACGGAUACUUUGAUGAUCGAACUGGUUUAUGGUUCACUGAUCCACCGAUGUAUGAAAACCGACCAAGUGAAGCACAUCCUUUGUCUUUCGAUAAUGAUGUCCCGAGUACUUCGAUGCAAAAUUGGCCGAUUCAAGACACACACUCACCACUAGCCAUUCAUCAAGCGAGUACGAUCCAGCCAAUCGCCGAUUUCGAUGUUCAAAUGGAUCAUGGUGAUAACAGCGGAUUCGAGCCACCACCAUUCGGAGUCCCAAGUCUUCCUCGCCGUCACGUUGCCUACUCAACCAACCGGACCCCAGUUCGAUUAGAAGACGUUGAACAAUUUCAAAGAGAUAUUGGUCAAAUCAAGGAUCAAGCUGAACGAGUCGCCAAAAAACACCCGGAAAAGGCAGAAAUGAUGAGGCAAGCACUGCUGGAAAUUGUUCAAAUCUGCGAACGGAGUGACACAACGGAUCUUGGUCAGAUGUUUGCGCAACUGGCAAGGAGAAACGACAAAAACCUGUUUAAGUAA